Epinephelus lanceolatus (giant grouper) is the source of this 3098-nucleotide messenger RNA. Its product is annotated as butyrophilin subfamily 2 member A1-like. Gene Ontology annotation, biological process: negative regulation of T cell proliferation; positive regulation of T cell proliferation; cell surface receptor signaling pathway. The record is from RefSeq and is a predicted model, not a curated record. Lineage: Eukaryota; Metazoa; Chordata; Actinopteri; Perciformes; Serranidae. Gene Ontology annotation, cellular component: external side of plasma membrane.
AGUUUAUGUUUGUGUAUUUCACAACGUAAUAUGUUAUUUAAUUUAACCUUAUGUGGCUGCACUGACUACAUGAAUUCAAGGCUGUCCUUGAAUUCAAGGUCUGACUCCACAGAGAGCUGGUUUUCAAGUGGGAGUGUUUUUCACUGUGUAUACUUCAGAGUCCUGAGCCCCUGACGUAAGGUUCCUUUUUACUGGUGGACACUGCCCUGAGUGCAUGAUCCUCCCGCCCACACAUUAAUGCUUUAGUACAUCACAGACAAAGGCAUCCUGUCUGGCAGUUUCUACCCACAGCAGAUCAGCGCUCAGAUUACGUGACUAAGAUCAGCAGCAGACAAACAUCCUGCCAGCUCUCAUGGCUGUGUUCGUGCUCCUGUUGUUCCUCCUGCAUCAUGCAGCUUGUGACCAACAUGUGACAGUGCACCCUGGAGAUGACGUCACUCUGAGAUGUGAGGCUGGUGAUGUCUCCAUCAGAGCUGUAGAGUGGACCAGACCUGACCUGGAGCCACAGUACAUCCUCUUUUACAGAGAUGGACGCUUAGAAAUAAAGCGACAGCAUCCAUCCUUUACAGGCAGGGUGGAGCUGGAGGACAGAGAGCUGAAGGACGGAGACGUGUCUUUAACUCUGAAGAAUGUGACCAGCAGCGACGCUGGAAGAUACGAGUGUCGAGUUGUAGCAGGUGGAUCAAGACGUACAAAGAGAGCCAUCAUUAAGACUGAUCCAAUCACAGUCAUCGACCUGGAGGUUAGAGGUGCAGAGAAGGAAAACUACAUGGGUGGAAACACAGAGAGUGAACACCCCGUAAAUGGAAACUUCCCUCAUCUAUAUGUUGGACUGGCAACAGGAGUUGUUACAGUGCUUCUUGUAGCUGCUGCAGUGUUUGUUGUCUGGAGAUAUAAAAGACGUACAGACCAAAGAUCAGAACGGUCUGCUGCUGAUGAAGUGGUGGAUGAUGUGACAUGUUACAAACCUCUUAAAACCUGACUGUUCUCUGAUGUGUCUUAUAUAUUUAAUGUGAUUUACUGUCUGUCUGAGGGUCUGAGCUCAUGUGUCACUCUGCUGUUUGAGACUUCUCACCAUGAUGGUCUGUUUAAACUGAUAAUUUCUCCCUUCCGUGAAUCACUACCUUGUCGUGGUGGAGGGGCUUAUGCGCCUGAUGAUUCUGGAUGGAGAUGUUGGAGCACUGAGCUCCUGUUAGGGUCUCCCAUGACAAACCGGUACCAGUGGAGGGUCAGACUAAAUGUGAUUCAGUUCAGAUGUCUACCCUCAUGGCCUCCCCACACUGAGUUUUUAAAAGUACACAAACAUGUCAUUCAUACAGUAAAAACAGUAAAUGUUACUUGCAGCCCUGGCUUUAGUACUGAUGCAUGACAGACCAUGAUGAGUGAUAUUUACUGGCAGCUUUGAGACUCACACUGAUCACACAGACAGUAACAGCGUGAAACAUUGUUACAUGUAGAUACCGUGCUACUGUUACAUGUUGUUUUUUAUGUACGUAGGAGCCAGGAAUAUAUUGAUGUGUUUCUCUAUUAGUAAUAAGGGGAAGGGUUAUUGAUUGUUACUCUUUGGUCUUCUUUGUUUUGGUUAUGAUAUAAUUUAUUAUGUGGUCAUAUUGAGUAGGGGGAUAGCGGGUCACAUGCAUGUGGGCGGGGAUAUCAAGUUACUAUAUUCACCUGUUCACUUGUCAUUAUGGGGGAGAGAGAGAGAGAGGCAGGCAUGAAAAUCUCUCACCUUUCAGCGAAAUUCACUGUUUUGAAUACAAAAUAGGUGACCUACGUGAAUUGUGUAGAUCCGAUGAGAAACUAUUUUUUGGGGGGGAGGGGUCUGUGAAAAAAGACGUAGCGAACAUAUGCGCGCAGGCAUUUCAUGAGAGAAGUUGUCAGUCUUGUCCAAUGGCAGAGUGGCCGGUCACCAAGUGGGCCGGAAAAAGGAAAAGGAAAACCUUUUUAGUAGUAUUAAGUGGGAUUUUUGACUAAAAGUUGACUAUAGGGCCUAUUGCCCAAUUUAUACCUCCUUAGCUAAUGGCUGUGAGCCAUGGAGAUAUAAUAAAUUGGGCUUAUGUAAUACACGAGCAGGGCAGACAGGCAGUUACAUUGUGCAUAAAAUGAGAUGCGUUAGGAGAGAGUCAUAUGCUCUUAUUUUAAGUUAAAUAAUAAGCACAGAGCCAUUUGUAGCCAAUUCAUUAUUGCACUUGUUUUAUAGUCUGGAAUUAAACAAUAACUGCUGAUUUUCUUAUGCAGUUGAUUCUGAGGACAGCGUUUGUGUCGUGUGUACAAGCAUAUAGAGGAUUAUAGGUAGAAGGGUGUGGGCCAGUGCGCCUGAAUGUCCCCGGCUGAAUUUGUGUCCCAAUCCGCCCCUGGUCUCAUCUCUUGUACAACAUAUGUGAACAUGUAAAGAUACUUUAUUUGCACUUAGUUAUACACUCAUACUUUUGUUUUUGUGCAGGCUUGUAAUUAUGCAUGUGACCACCACUUGAGUAAAUCUAAAAGAAAUCAGAUAUGAGCAUUUGGAAGCUCAUUUUUCCACCAAAAAAACAAUCGAGGAGCAUAACCCCAGGACCCCAGAGCAGGUGCCGUAUGUCACUUUUUUCUUUUUUAAAGAUAUUUUUUAGGGCAUUUUUUGCCUUUAAUGGACAGGACAGUUAAGUGUGAAAGGGGGAGAGAGAGAGGGAAUGACAUGCAGCAAAGGGCCACAGGCUGGAGUCGAACCCGGGCCGCUGUGGCAACAGCCUUGUACAUGGGGCGCCUGCUCUACCACUAAGCCACCGAUGCCCCGUAUCUCACCUUUUUCACCCCCUGACCCAUUUUCAUGCCUGGAGCGGGGGUGAGCUGGGUCGCCAUAUUUUUUUGUUGACGCUAUUUUUCUUUGAUUACUGUGAUUACUUUGAUUAGGUGUUGAUCAUCUUUUAUUGUUAAUAAAAAGUUAAACUUAUUUUAUAAAUCUCAGGGGAUUCUUUGUUAAGAGCGUCAGACACUCAGGCCCAACCUCAGUCCCUCAGUGACUCCUUUGUUCUUUGAAAUAGUUAUUUAUAUAUAUAUGUUUAACACUGUUGUAAAUUUGUGUGUAAAAACCAAUAAAGUUCAUUUAAAACAACACUGAG